Molecule: messenger RNA, 3537 nt
Organism: Colletotrichum fioriniae
Lineage: Eukaryota; Fungi; Ascomycota; Sordariomycetes; Glomerellales; Glomerellaceae
Source: RefSeq, a predicted model, not a curated record
AUGCUGCUCGGUCUAUACCUCCUGAUCACCGCCUUGUUUGACAUUUCUCGUACGAGAACCCAAUGGCUAUCGGCAGCCUCUACGAACGAAUUCCACCAAGCUCGCUUGUCGAUCGCGAGUGUCAUUCUGAAAGUCGUUGUACUCGCCAUCGAAUCUUGGACGAAGACGCGAGCAUCAGCUUCCGACAAGCAGCAAAGUCCGGAGGCAACGAGCGGUAUCAUUAGUCUUUCGACUUACUUUUGGGUAAAUGACCUCUUCCUCAGGGGAUUCCGCAAGCUUCUCGUCCUCGACGAUUUGUAUGCGCUCGACGACGCAAUGUCAGCCGAGGUCUUGUACACCAAGUUUGGACCUCUUCUACAGAACAACAGAACGCAGAGUCACGAGCAUGCUCUAUUCUGGGGCAUUGCACAGACGCUCGUAGGACCAUUCAUACUGCCCAUCAUCCCAAGGCUUUGUCAGAUGGGCUUCAAAUUCUGCCAGCCUCUCAUGAUUGAGAGCUUGUUGAACUACCUCCAGGAGCCCGUGGGCGCUUCGUCGCCGAACAAGGGGUACGGGUACAUUGGUGCUGCCUUUCUCACCUACAUUGGCAUGGCUACAUCUAGUUCUAUCUACUGGUAUUUUCAAGAGCGCUUCGUUCAUAUGGCAAGAGGUAUCUUGGCCUCGGCCGUCUACCGUAAAACGACCGUCAUCAGUCUGUCCGCUACAGACGAUUCCGCAGCUCUGACGCUCAUGAACGCCGACGUGGAGCGCGUCAAGAAUGGUUUCCAGCCGAUCCACGAGUACUGGGCCAACACAAUCGAGGUUGCGUUGGCGUGUUGGUUGCUGCAACGGCAAAUCAGCGCCGCCUUUGUCGCACCCGUCGUUGUGGUCAUCGUUUGUACGGCAGCCUCUACGGUAACCGCCAAAUUCACAGGAAAACGCCAGACGUUGUGGAUGGAGUCUAUCCAGCAGCGAGUCGGUGUCACCGCCAAAGCUAUCUCGAGCAUGAAGGCACUCAAGAUUUCAGCCAUGUCGGGACCGAUUGAAAGCCUGAUACACAGCUUACGCCUGGAAGAACUCAGCGUAGGUGGGAAAUGGCGACUGAUGCUCCUCGCGGCCGUGACGAUUGCAUAUACGCCCUCUCAGCUCGGCCCCGUCAUGGCUUUUGCUGUGACUUCUCAGACUCUCAACGUCACGCGUAUCUUCACCUCCAUGGCGUACCUAAUGCUUUUGGCUGGCCCGUUAGGCAGCCUGUUCCAGACCAUUCCGCAACUGGUUUCAGCGUUUGCCUGCUUGGGUCGUAUCCAGGCGUACCUAGAUAAAGACAGUCGUGUAGACUACCGCAAAACACCCGAAGCCCCACUAAAGCAAGCUUCUUUCGGAUGGGCUGAGGGAAAGUACGUCUUGGACAACGUUGACAUAUUCGUCCCUGCCAACUCCUUGACUAUCAUCGUGGGGCCUGUGGCUUCCGGCAAGUCGACACUUCUGAAAGGCCUUCUCGGCGAGAUCCCACAUCAUUUGGGGGAAGUGGUUUUCAGCGUCAACCAUCGCAGGGUAGGCUACUGCGACCAAUCUCCAUUCCUUUACAAUAGCACAAUCAAGGCCAAUAUCAUUGGGCACUCUGGACUGGAUCCUGAACGGUAUCGUCAGGUCAUCGAUGCCACAAUGUUGUCUGCCGAUUUUGCAACCCUACCCAAAGGCGAUCGCACCAAGAUCGGCAGCAACGGGCUUACCCUGAGUGGUGGGCAGAGACAACGAGUCGCUCUAGCUCGCGCCCUGUACCUCGAAUGUGACCUGCUUAUUCUGGACGACAUCAUGAGCGGCCUCGACGCGACCACCGAAGAGCACGUCUUCAACCGGGUCUUUGGCAACCAAGGCAUUGUUCGUCAGAGGCGCAUCACGACCGCACGCCAGCUGGGCGAUGUGGCAGUGUAUAGGCACUACUUUGGCAGCAUGGCGAAAUGGGUCAUUGCCGUCUUCAUCUUCUGGUGUUGCGCCUACGCCUUUUGCAUGAACUUUCCCACCGUCUGGCUGAAAUUCUGGUCCGAGGACAUCACCGCCGAGAACCCAAAGCGUUCCGGCGCGUUCUAUAUGGGCAUCUACGCCCUUCUUCAAAUAAUGUGUCUCGGGGCCCUGAUGGUGGUCGUCUUUAUUAACACGCAGACCAUGAUUUCGCAGUCUGGAUCGAGUUUACACCAGCGGGCUCUGCGGACGCUCGUUGGCGCGCCGUUGAGGUUCUUCGCGACGACUGACACGGGGACAGUGACGAAUCUGUUUGCUCAGGAUCUCGCUCUGAUUGAUAGCGAGCUGCCGAUGGCACUGAUCAACUUCUCCGUGUUGCUGUUUGCUGCUGUGGAUACUCUCAAAGGUUUAGCGACACUGAGAGCUCUGGGUUUCAUCUCUGCGGAUAUCACAGUCAGCAAUAACCUCCUCGACACCAGCCAGAGGCCAGCAUACCAGCUCGCAAUCAUUCAGCGUUGGUUACAGCUGGCACUCAAGUUACUCGUGGCUGCCCUUGCGACCAUCGUAGUGACGCUGGCAACGCAACUGCGGGCUAGCUCUGGAUUUACCGGAGCAUCGCUAGUAACUCUCAUGUCUUUUGGUGAUACCCUGACUACAAUCGUUCAGUCGUAUACCAUGCUAGAAACAAGUAUAGGAGCAGUGGCGCGCCUGAAGACGUUUAGUGACACGGUCACACCAGAGACUGGGCCUGACGAAGAUGUCAUUCCCAAGGAAAGCUGGCCUGAGAAGGGCGCAAUCGAGAUCAAAGCAGUCUCAGCGUCUUAUGGAGUCUCGAGAGAUCAGUCGAGUUCAGCGAGCGAGGAGAAGCCGCCUGCGGAUCUAGCCAUUCGAGAUCUGCAUCUCUCAAUCAGACCCGGCGAAAGGGUAGCUAUAUGCGGAAGAACAGGCAGCGGCAAAUCAUCGCUCAUCCUCUUGCUGCUUCGUCUCAUCGAGGCCUUGCCCGGGAGUGCGAGCGGUAGCGUAGUGGACUCCGUGCCUCUCGACAAGGUCGAUCGAGAUACUCUGCGGCGCCGCAUCAUAGCCGUAUCACAGGACGCAAUCUUUCUCCCCGACGGCUCGACAGUGAGAGACAACCUCGACCCGUUUGACGCGGCGACUGAGGGGGAGUGUCUCGAGGUCUUGGAGCAAGUGGGAUUACUCGCGGGAAUACAAGAGCGAGGCGGUAUGGGUGCCGGGCUCGCCGCCGAGUCUUUCAGCCAGGGACAGAAGCAGCUAUUUUGUCUGGCUCGGGCGGUCUUGAGGAAGCGGGUGAAGAGCCGUGGUGGUACCAAUGGGGGAAUUCUCUUACUUGAUGAGGUUUCUUCGAGUGUUGAUCGGGCUACGGAUCUUGUUAUGCAGGAUAUUAUUCGAAGGGAAUUUGAGGGGUACACGAUUAUCAUGGUGUCUCAUCGCCUGGACAUGGUAUUGGACUGUCAUACGGUUGUGGUCAUGGACAAAGGCAGUGUUGUUGAGAAAGGGACACCGCGGGUGUUGAAGGAUCAGAAAGGGGGUAUGUUUAGGGAGUUGUGGAAUAGUAGCAGGACAACGGAGGAGUAG